Messenger RNA from Zootoca vivipara (common lizard), 7406 nucleotides. It is a transcript of the gene DYRK1B, whose product is annotated as dual specificity tyrosine phosphorylation regulated kinase 1B. The record is from RefSeq and is a predicted model, not a curated record. Lineage: Eukaryota; Metazoa; Chordata; Lepidosauria; Squamata; Lacertidae. Gene Ontology annotation, molecular function: protein serine/threonine/tyrosine kinase activity; protein serine/threonine kinase activity; ATP binding. Gene Ontology annotation, biological process: peptidyl-serine phosphorylation; peptidyl-threonine phosphorylation; protein autophosphorylation.
UUCAUUUUAAAUUAACCAUUCAAAUUUCAUUUUUACAUUUUACAACAAUAAAUAACUCCUUCCUAAGACUAUUAAUCCAGAUCAAGUAAACUUCCUAAAAAUUACAUUCUUUAAAAAAAUUAUCAAAAUAAUUCAUUUUGCAAGCUCAUUCUCUAUUUUCUCUUUGUUCCAAUAAGUUAGCUUUGCCAUUAAUCAUUUUUCCAGCAGUUUAUUUACCAAUUGUUGAGGUUCUUCCUUUUCCAGGUCUGUGCAAUUAAGAUUUUAGUUGCCAUUAAUAGGUAGUGAAUUAACUCUUUCUACUUUCAAUCCAAUAUCCUUUACAGAUCAAUUAAAAUGCUUUCAUGUUUGCAAUUACUGUAAUUUUUAAAAUUUAUAUAUCUUUUUAGCUCUGUGUACUGUAUGGUGCUCUUAUGUUUGAAAUACAUUGUCCAGAGUCUUUCCCUGGGUGAUUAAUGUCUUUAUGGCCCUCAUUCCCAAGCUACCUGUAUUCCAAAAAAUGUAUAGACUAUGUACCAGACCUGGGGUUUUUAUAAACAUUGCUAUUUGGGCUGAGUAAUAAAAUGCAUAGCAACUCUUAAAGUUUUGGUGUGAAGAAAUCCUCAAAAUAGUACCUCCUGAUACUGGAGUCAUAUGCUCUGGCUGCCAUCUUCUUGCAUAACACUUCCACUUUUGCAUGUGGUGGAUGUGGAUUUUCUUUUUUCUUUUUUUUAUAGAUAUUUAUUGGUUUUCACAAUAGAAAAAGGGAUUACAUAGAAAGGGUGGGGGAAAGAUGAAUACAAAAAAAAGCAAAAAUACAAAAAUCAAGAAAACAGAAAAAACCACAGAAAAAAGUAAAAAACCAUAUAACUUAUCUUUAUCACAAUGUAUAUUAGGACCUCCUCGGGUUCCCGUCCCUGUGUUUCUCAAACACAUUUCUAAUUUAGCAAAUUCUACCUCUAAAUCUUCACUUUUAAUACAAACUUUCUUAUUUUCUAUUCUAAAAUAAACCUCUUUUACCUAAUCCACAGAUUUAUUUACCACUUAAUUUCUAUUCUUAAAAUAUUACUUUAGCAUAAUUUUUUAAAUACAAUUUAAAAUCUUUCCACUCCUCUUCAAUUGCUUGUUCUCCCUGGUUGCGGAUUCGUCCGGUCAUCUCUGCCAGUUCCAUGAAUUCCAUCAUCUUCAUCUGCCAUUCAUCAAUCGUUGGUAACGUUUGCUGCUUCCAGUAUUUAGCAAUCAAAAGUCUCGUUGCUGCGGUGGCAUACAUGAAAAAAGAUACCUUUCUCUUGGGAAUCUCCUUCCCUACAAUGCCCACUAGGAAUGCCUCUGGUUUCUUCGCAAAUGUGCCUUUUAGCACUUUCUUAAGUUCAUUAUAAAUCUUAUUCCAGAAGUCAUUCACCAGUGGACAUGUCCACCACAUGUGGUAAAAUGAACCUAUUUCUUUCUUGCAUUUCCAACAUUUAUCAUCGUUGUUGUGGUAGAUCUUUGCUAGCUUUUCUGGUGUAAGGUACCAUCUAUACAUCAUUUUCAUUAUAUUCUCUUUUAAUAAACUACACGCAGUAAACUUAAGAUUUUCCUUCCACAACUUCUCCCAAUCCUCUAUCAUGAUAUUAUGUCCCACAUCCUUUGCCCACAAAAUCAUAGCAUUUUUAGUUUGUUCGUCUUUUGUAUGCCAUUCCAGCAGCAAUUUAUACAUUCUCGAAAGUAUUUUCACCUUAGGUUCUAACAAUUCUGUUUCCACCUUUGACCUCUCAGUUUGGAAACCAAUUACUCUAUCCAUUUUAAACACUUCAUUUAUCUGAUGGUAUUGGAGCCAAUCAUCUAAUUUACUUUUCAACUCCUCAUAUGUUUUUAAUUUAAAUUGGUCUCCAUCUUGAAUCAGCAAAUCUCUAUAUUUCAACCAACCGGUCUCCAUAUUUAAUCUUUUACGAGCCUUGGCCUCCAAAGGCGAGAGCCAAUUUGGCGUUUUUCUUUCUAAUAAGUCUUUAUAUCUGGACCAAACCUUGAACAGUGAAUUUCUAACAAUGUGUCUUUUAAAACUUCCAUGGGCCUUAACCUUAUCAUACCACACAUAUGCAUGCCAACCAUGAACAUUAUCAUAACCUUCUAGGUCCAAAAUAUCGGCGUUUUCUAAUGUAAACCAUUCUUUCAACCAGCAAAAGGCAGCUGCUUCAUAAUAAAUUUUAAGAUCAGGUAGAGAGAAGCCUCCUCUUUGUUUGUCAUCAGUCAAUAUCUUAUAUUUAAUUCUUGGCUUCUUCCCUUGCCAUAUAAAUUUUGAUAGCACCUUUUGCCAUUCUUUAAAACAACUCAACUUUUCAAUUAUUGGUAAUGAUUGAAAUAGAAACAGCAUCUUUGGCAAUACAUUCAUCUUAAUCGUUGCUAUACGGCCCAACAAAGACAAUUUCAGGUUGGUCCACGUUUCUAAAUCCUUCUUAACUUCAUUCCAUACUUUCACAUAAUUGUCCUUAAACAAAUUUAAAUUUUUUGCAGUCAUAUACACACCAAGGUAUUUCACUUUUUUAACAAAAGAUAAACCAGUUGUUUCUUGCAAUUUCUCUCUCUCUUCCUUAUUCAAGUUUUUAUCUAAUACUUUAGUUUUUGAUUUAUUCAGUUUGAAACCCUACCCUUCCAAACUCUUGAAUAACUUCCAGAGCCCUCUGUACACUGGACUCUGGAUCUUGUAAGGUUAACACCAAGUCAUCAGCAAAGGCUUUAAGUUUGUAUUGUCUCUUCCCUACAGUUACACCUUUUAUUUCAUCGUCUUUUCUAAUCCUGUCAAGCAGGACUUCCAGGACCGAUAUAAAAAGCAGAGGAGAGAGAGGACACCCUUGUCUUGUACCUUUCUCAAUUCUAAUCUCAUCUGACACCAUAUUGUUCACAAUUAUCUUAGCUUUUUGAUCUGAAUAGAUUGCUUUUACUCCAUUCAAAAAUCCACUGCCCAUUCCCAUUUUUUCUAAAUUUCUUUUUAAAAAUAGCCAAGAAAUAUCAAACGCCUUUUCCGCAUCUAUAAACAUAAAAAUGGCUUUUUUGUUUAUCUUCUGCUCCAGCAUUUCCAGAAUAUCAACUAUAUUCCUAAUAUUGUCUUUCAAAUGCCUCCCCGGAAGUAAGCCAGCUUGAUCUUGAUGAAUAAAGUCUUUCAAAACCUUUUUCAAUCUGGAAGCUAAGAUGUUUGCAAAUAUUUUAUAAUCCACAUUAAGUAAUGAUAUUGGGCGAUAAUUCUUAACUUGCGUUCUAUCCGUAUCUGGUUUUGGUAUCAGAGUAAUGUAGGCCUCUUUCCAAGAUUCGGGGGCCUCUCCUCCGUUCAAAAUUUCAUUGCAUAAAUCUUUCAAAGGUUGUACUAACCAGUCUUUCAUUGUCUUAUAAUAUGCAUCUGUCAAACCAUCCAGUCCUGGGGUCUUGCCCGACUGCAUUUGUUGUAUAGCAUAUUCCACUUCUUGCGUUGAUAUCUGUUGGGAAAGUAGGGAUUUGUUCUCUUCUGGGAUUUUAUGCAGCCCAAAUUUGUCCACGAAUUGCUCCACUUCCUCUUUAUUUUGAUUUUCUUGUUUGUACAAUUGUUUAAAGUACUUCUGAAAAGCUUUUUGUAUCUCUGUCGGGUGUUCCAGAUGUUUUCCAUCUUGCACUAAACUUACAAUAGUAUUCAAUUUCUGCCUCUUCUUCAAUUGGAUUUUCAUGGUGAUGGGAGCAGCGUGAGCUAAAAGGAGCCAAAAGGAUGAUGGUUUGAUGGUUCUGGAAUCAAAAGCUUAGUUAUACAAGUAUCAGUGCAGUGGACAAUGGCUUGCUCUGAUUUGAAAAGACACCAGAGUUUCAGUCAAAGAUUGAAUAUUGCCUCAUUUAGAUAUUUAAUGAGACUGAUUGUUGGGGAAGGGGGAGAUCCAUUGUAAAAUACUGUAUUUGCCUGUCAGAAAGCAUGAUUGGUUUUUUAGUCAGGGAAGCCGUUAGCCAUCCCAUCCACCCCCCAAAACACACACACAUCUCUCAGAAUGAAUGUCUGAAACUAUUAUUCCAGUGGUGGUUUUUUCCAGGUGGCCAAGGUACUAGUUACUAGGAGAAUGGGGUCUGGAAAUUUAUGCUAACAUCACCACCACCCUGCAAAAACCUCACAAAAUGAUUACAUGUUCAUAAAGAUACUGAAACUGCAUUCUUUAUGUUACUAUUUUUUUUCUACAAAAAUAGUGAUAACAUGCGGUCAGUUUAGACUCCUGUCCCACAUUCCUCUUUUCUCUAAGGAUUUAGCAGAAACAGCUUGUUCAGUGACCAUUCAAGUUUUUAGAAACCAGCACCAAUGAGUUAAUUCCUUUGGGAAAGUUCAAAGAGGCAAACAGUGGCCUGGAGGUAACAUUUUAGAAAAGAGGAGUUUGGAAUUGGCACGUUUCAGCCCCUCUCCUUAGUGGUUUCUCUGGCCUGCAUUUGGAAACCUUUUGUCAGCUGUUCCUCUGAUCAGUUUCCACUUGGCCAUGGCAUGUAACCAGCUGUUUGCUUUGAUCCAGCCAAGAGAGCAUUCCACGCCCGCUGACCUUCCAUAGCCUCUGCAAUGACAGCUGUGUAGCACUGCUUUCUGCUUAGUGGCUUUAAGACUCUCGGGAGCACAACCUGGGCGAGCAACAGCCAAAAAGUGGACUUCAGCGAACAGCUUUCCAUGGUGUGGACUUGAGUAGAUGUUGUGGUUAGAUAGCUUUUCCCAUGGUGAUCCCCUCCAGCACUGAAACCCAUCUCAAUACGAUGCUGCUGACAUUGCAAACGCAUUGGGCCCGACAGGAGCCUUCCUGCUUUCUGCCCUCAGCCUGCUACAACAGGAAAAUGGUCACAGGUGGCAGCAGCACUCCACAAUGCCAGCUGCCGCCCUGCAGCCAGGUUGCCUCUCUGGGCCGCUCUCUUCCUACUGAGACAAUCAUGUCGAGCCAGCACAGCCAUGCACCCUUCUCCAGCAUCCAGCCCAUGGCUGAGCAUCAGCAGAUCAUGCCAGACCUGGCCAUCCUGCAGAGAAGAAUCCCGCUCACUUUUCGGGACUCUGCCACAGCCCCACUACGCAAGCUGUCUGUCGACCUUAUCAAAACUUACAAACAUAUCAAUGAGGUCUAUUAUGCUAAGAAGAAACGCCGAGCCCUGCAGGUGGCACCCGAGGACACAAGCACCAAAAAGGAACGGAAAGUGCACAACGAGGGCUACGAUGACGACAACUAUGAUUACAUUGUUCGCAACGGGGAGCGCUGGCUGGAACGCUAUGAAAUAGACUCGCUCAUUGGCAAGGGAUCCUUCGGACAGGUGGUGAAGGCCUAUGACCAACAGGCUCAGGAGUGGGUGGCCAUAAAGAUAAUCAAGAACAAGAAGGCAUUUUUGAGCCAGGCUCAGAUUGAAUUGCGAUUGCUGGAACUGAUGAACCAGCAUGACACAGAGAUGAAAUACUACAUUGUGCACUUGAAGCGGCAUUUCAUGUUCCGGAGCCAUUUGUGCCUGGUGUUUGAGUUGCUGUCCUACAACCUCUAUGACUUGCUCCGUAACACCAACUUCCGUGGCGUCUCUUUGAACCUCACACGCAAGUUUGCCCAGCAGCUGUGCACUGCAUUACUCUUCCUGGCAACACCUGAGCUCAGCAUCAUCCACUGUGACCUUAAGCCUGAGAACAUCCUGCUCUGCAACCCCAAGCGCAGUGCCAUCAAGAUUGUGGACUUUGGCAGCUCCUGCCAGCUGGGCCAGCGGAUCUACCAGUAUAUCCAGAGCCGAUUUUACCGCUCACCUGAAGUGCUACUGGGCAUGCCUUAUGACCUGGCAAUUGACAUGUGGUCCUUAGGUUGCAUCCUGGUCGAGAUGCACACAGGAGAGCCCCUCUUCAGUGGCGCCAAUGAGGCAGAUCAGAUGAGCCGGAUUGUGGAGGUGUUGGGGCUGCCACCCCCUCACAUGUUGGAGCAGGCUCCCAAAGCUCGGAAGUACUUUGAAAAGCUGCCUGAGGGGGGCUGGGUCCUCCGGCGGGGCAAAGAUGGCAGGAAGGACUACAAGGUUCCAGGGACACGGCGGCUGCACGAAGUGCUGGGGGUGGAGAGUGGAGGCCCAGGCGGGCGCCGUGCAGGGGAGCAGGGCCAUUCGCCUUCGGACUACCUGAAGUUCAAGGAUUUGGUGCUGCGCAUGCUGGACUAUGAACCCCGUAGCCGCAUCACCCCCUUCUACGCCCUGCAGCACAACUUCUUUAAGAAAACAGCCGAUGAGGGCACCAACACAAGCGCCAGCACCUCACCCAGCCUGGGCACGGAGCACAGCCACUCCACCAGCACCACCAGUUCUGUGUCUAGUUCUGGCGGCUCCAGUGGUUCUUCCAACGACAACCGCGGUUACCGUUACAGCAAUCGUUACUAUGGCAGCAUGGGCACCGUGCAUGCAGACUGCGAGAUGCAGAGUCCUCAAGCACCCCCUCAGCAGCAGAUGCGUCUCUGGGCCAGCGGCGACAACGAGAGUAUUCCUCACAUCUUACCUCACAAGCCCACGCCCAGCCAGGCCAUGCCAUGUUUCCCCCCGAGCGGGCACCCUCCGUACCAGCGCCCUCCACUCCCACUCUCUCCCCCGCUUCCUGAGGCCAUGGAGGUUUCUCUGGGCCCUCGCCAUCUGGACUGCAACCCCCCCGGGCUGGGCUCUUCCUCCUUGCACUUGGGCACCUCGGCCUUCCGGACUAGGACUGCUGGCGGCUCGCGCCCUGAGGGACUUGGCCUCAACUAUCCUCUCCGCGGGCGUGGGCACCGAGACACUGACGAGACUGCACUGAUGGGUGUCUGCGUGCCCCAGGGCACGGCUGCCAGCUCCUGAUGAUGGACUGGCCCGGCAGGCUAGGAGCCAGUGCCCAGCGAGAGCACUCCCUUGUUGCACCAGAGCCUGGACGGGCCAGGACUGACUGUAGGGCAGGGAACCAGUGCCCAGAGAGCACUUCUCCAUAGGUGAGAGUCUGAGUGGGCCAGGACUUGCGGUGGGAUGGGUCAGGUUGCCUGGCUGUGGCCAGUCUAGAGAUCAGGUCCUGUUGCUACCUAGGACCUUGCUGCAACUGGUAAGCAUUGUUGGGGGGGAGGGGAGGGGGGAGGGGGGAAUAGGACAGGGGGAAGCAUGUGGAGCCAGCAUCCUACCGCCCUUGCAGCCUGGAUGCCGCCUUCCCCCUUUCGGUCAGUGCUUUCUCUGACUUGUGUGGUCUUUCCUGGCCACAGCCCCUCUUGAAUCAUUCAGCGGCAUGUGGCCUGCCAGCCAUUCCCUUCCUUGGUGCAAGAGAUUUCAACAUUCUGUGCUUGGAUGGACAGUCAGACUUCUGUGCACUGCGUGGACUGAUGGGCUUGGUGGCCUAUGUGGUCCCAUGGGAAUUGCUGCUAAAAAAUUUUUUCCCCUGCUUGGAAAUAAAGGGUUGCCCCAACCAGCGAAUGUUUAUGCUGACUCGUGUGCAGCCAUCUUGGACCUGC